This is a messenger RNA of Ooceraea biroi (clonal raider ant), 2303 nucleotides long. RefSeq names its product 23 kDa integral membrane protein. Lineage: Eukaryota; Metazoa; Arthropoda; Insecta; Hymenoptera; Formicidae. Gene Ontology annotation, cellular component: plasma membrane. The record is from RefSeq and is a predicted model, not a curated record.
UCACCGUGGCGACGGCGGAGACGCAACAACGCCACGAGCGAGUGAGCACUUUGCACGUUGCGUGCGAACGGAAUAGCCGCUCGCCGUAUUUACAGCUAUUUAUAACGCGCGUGGCGCGAUGGGCUGGGUGUUCGCCUGUUUCCGAUAUUGUCUCAUCACCGGUGUGAUCCUACUCGGCAUCUCCGGGGCGAUCGUGAGCGUGUUCUCCGGGUACUUCAUCUACCAGCUGUACGAGUAUGCGCCGCUCACACCCUGGAACGUGUGCGGCCCGUCCGCCACUCUGCUGGCAGUCGGGGUCGUCACCUGCGUGAUCGGCUGGGUCGCCUGGCAAUUCAUGUCUUUCUCCAACCGAGCCCAAGUCAUCACCUUUGUGAUCACGCUGGGGACCAUCGCGCUCAUCGAAACCAGCAUCGGAGUCUGGGCCUUGGUGCGACACGAGCAGAUAGACGCCCUGCCACUGAUGCGACAUGAGAUCCUGAACCGCGCGAAGGCAGAGGACAAGCCGGUUUGGGACCGCAUGCAGUCUACGUUACAAUGCUGCGGAAUAGACGGUCCUGCCGACUACCGCGGCAUAGAUGCGAUCCCUUGGGCCUGCUGCAACACGAAUCUGAUGAGCGUUAACAAUACCGUGGGUGCCUGUCCUCACAUCUACAAGCGAGGCUGUCAACACGUCGUGCUGACUCGGACGAAAACGAUCCUCCUUCGCCUUUUCCUGAUCGCUCUGUGCUCCGUGCUGCUGCUGAUUUCCUUCAUAGCGUUAACGACUUGCUACGCUAGAAUCUACAAGGACCGGGCGGACAGGAGGGCGCAUUCGGAGAUGGAACGCAUGUCCGCGCAAGAUGCAAGAGACCCAGAAACGAAGGACAGCCUCCUGGCACGCCAGUCGUCGUAUCCGAACAAGCCUAACGAUUCCUAGUCAACGCGAGACGAACGAACUGCGAGCGACGGAGAUGAGUGUCACGUUUAAGAGCGUCGCGUCGUCACUGUGAUACGUGAGAUAGGUGCCUGCAGAAGUGCGUAGGAUCACAAUAAUAGAUUGAGGACAACGAAUCGAUUCGAAAUGAUAAGAGAAGGAAGGUGGCCCUAAUAUCAUCGUACGAACGUUUGCAAGCACCUAAUGCAAAUUCGCACAGCGACAUAAUAUUUAACGGUAUACGCGGACGAUAUAUUGAUGUGAUUUUACUAUACAAAAAAUGUCUCGAAAAGAUUUCAAUCGUUUUUUACGAAUUUCAACCGGAAUUUUUAGGAGAUAUAGAAGGACGUUUUUUUUCCGUUACAAGCUCAAUCGUGAACGUAUUGAAUUCUUGGUGAACUUCAAUUGAGAUUUUUCAGUCAACGUCCGUUGAUUCUUUCGCAUAUUUACAAGCAGUGGGAUAUUUUAUUUCUCCUUUACAAUGAAAUUGAAUCUAGGAAAAAUGUUUAUUCUGGAAUCACCAUUGAAAAAAGAAAGAAAAAAAAGUUUUGAGAAUAUUUUGUGACGUAGAGAUUUUACUUGGACGUUCUAAAGGAAAGAAUGAAAAAAACGUAUUUUUGGGAGGUUUACUAAAACCGUUUACACUUUACUGCCAUUUUUCAUGUGUUGUCAAUUUGUAUGUCGUUUUCUACGGAAUUUCUAUCGUGCUACUGUUGCAAUAUUUUUUGUGUUCCUAGCAACGCCGAAAGUUACGGUUUCGUUGACGAGUUAUUAUCGCUUCAUCGUAAUGAGUAUUAUAAUAUAUAAAAGCAAUUGACGUUUCUAUUCUCGAGGCUUUUCGUGAUCUAGUGCGUACUUAAGACACCUUUCUACACGAUUAUUAUAAUAAUCAUAGUCAUUAAAUAGCGUAAAGCGUACAGUGCAAUACUUCGCACGUUCAGCUCGUUAGUAACGAUGUAUUAGUGUGGACACUCGGUAUGCGUCACUCUCAUAUCUUGCAUUAUCUGAAAACACUCCAGAUUAGACUAGACCUGCAACGCAGGUUGGAACGCGUAUGACUCUGCGUUCGUAGUAAACCGGGGAGGAUUAGCGCAUUCUUUAACGCGAAUGCAACUUUUAUGCGUGUACCUUCUUUUCUCUAAGCCGUAUUCGCUUUUCCUCACGACAAUCUCCUAUUGUCGUUACUCUCUCUCUCUCAGUGUCAUGCAUCAGUGCAAAGUGUUUUGCAAUUUUUCUGGACAUCUACAUUGUAUUGUAUUGUAUGCUCACGAUAACGUACCGUACUGAAACAAAUUUUGUACAAAGUACGUAGAUGUAGCUUCGAUUCUCAUGGAUGUGUAAUUUUUCUUACGAACGGAUGUAUUUAAAUAAAACCUUAAUAUCUGACAUU